AGAUAAAAAGUUCCUGGCCACUCUAGUUUUGUUAACUCGGCUGGCACCAAAAUGGAAGCUCUGAAUCUGUGUGUGGCGGUCCUUCUUCUCCUGGCUGCUGUUUCUGACGGCUCACGUCUGAAGAACAAGCUGAAAACCUCCUCGAACGUCAGCAGGAAAAGUCUAGCAGACGGCAGCCUCUACAAAAGACAGACCACUUGUACCAGUACGCAGUUCCACUGUACCAGCGGUGAGUGCAUCAACGGCAACUGGCACUGUGACCUAGACACGGAUUGCGCUGAUGGCUCAGACGAGAUGGGCUGUACCACCGACUGCACAGGGUCCCAUCAGUUUUUAUGCAACAACGGGAAAUGUAUCACCAAAUCUUAUCAAUGUGAUGGGGAUGAUGAUUGUGGGGAUGGAACCGAUGAAACAGAUUGCCACCUAGUGACCUGUGAACCCAACGAGUUCCGAUGUGACAACCACCGAUGUAUCCCGGCGGUCUGGAUGUGCGACGGUGACAACGACUGUGGCACUGGCUUCGACGAGGCUGACUGCAGCUCAUGUAACGAGUUCCAGUUCCGGUGUGCUGACGGUUCCAGGUGUAUCGAUGCCAGGUGGAGGUGUGACGGUACCAGAAACUGUGCUGACUCCAGUGACGAGAUGGGUUGUGUGUGUGACCCGGACACCCAGUUUAAGUGCGCCAACGGGCUGUGCAUCAACAUCAACUGGAGGUGUGACAACGACAACGACUGCGGCGACGUCUCGGACGAGCUUGGAUGCCCCGCCCUCCACCCCAGCAUAUGUAGCGACAUGCUGACCAUGCGUGAGUGUGCCCUCAUGAACCAGACGACCCACCCCAUCUGUCUGACCUACGUGGAUGGACACAGGUACUGCAGAAAAUACUGCAACAUGUGCGCUGAUGACGGCUCAGGUGCCAGACACAAAGUCCUCUUGUACUGAUAGACCAGAGCGACUCGGCGGUGUAGAGAUAUUGUUUUAAUAAAAUAAA
Messenger RNA from Physella acuta, 991 nucleotides. Its product is annotated as very low-density lipoprotein receptor-like. Gene Ontology annotation, cellular component: plasma membrane; signaling receptor complex; apical plasma membrane. Gene Ontology annotation, biological process: receptor-mediated endocytosis. NCBI's taxonomy places the organism in Eukaryota, Metazoa, Mollusca, Gastropoda, Physidae. The record is from RefSeq and is a predicted model, not a curated record. Gene Ontology annotation, molecular function: hormone binding; protein binding.